Molecule: messenger RNA, 1298 nt
Organism: Plodia interpunctella (Indianmeal moth)
Lineage: Eukaryota; Metazoa; Arthropoda; Insecta; Lepidoptera; Pyralidae
Exons: 3
Coding region: 336-1262 (308 amino acids)
Source: RefSeq, a predicted model, not a curated record
UAACUGUUAAACAAUAUUGAACCCCUAUAUCCACAGAAGUGUAAUUAGAUACCUAUAACUUUACCCAAUACAGCAUUUUAGAACGUUUUUGAUUUCAUUGACAUGAAAAAGGUUUUUUACUUAAAAACAUUUGAGAAUGUCAAAUUAAUGACUUUAUUAGAAACUAUUAUUGAAUUUUGCUUACCUAUUUAUUUUAUAUGAGUAUAAAAAUAUGAUUAUAUGAAUUUAUAUAAAACUACAAAAUAAUAAAUAAAAUCUUAUGGUUUCCAGCACAAUGUGUGUUAAAAAUAUUGAUCGUGUGUGCUUUGACUUUUCAUGUUUGUUUGUGAUGAACAAUGUUAGAAAGCUCUUUUCCUGUUGAAAUCGAAAACCAGGAUAUGAAGAAUGCGCUAUUUUCAAUAGCUUUAGAGCUGAAAAGAUUGUGUAAACCGCAGGAUACUGAAAUAUUCACCACGAGUCGUGAGGUAAACAGUGAUGACAUAGAUAAUAUGAUCAUGGUCAAAUCGCAAUUAUCUAUGAAGAAUAAAGAAAUGAAAAAACUACGAAAAAAUAUGAAAAUGGCAUGCGUUGUGGCUAAUGCAGUUAUAUCAGCAAAAGAAGAUGAAACUGCAUACUUGACUAAACACAUCGAACAAUCCAGAGACCAGUGCCAAUGUCUUCUACGAAAAAAUAUAUACAAUGCCAAAGUUAUCGAAGACCUUAAGUCUGAAGGUCAAAAUCUAAGAGAUGAGAAAGAAGUUAUUGAAAUGUAUAUAAACCUAGGGUAUGAACAGUUACAGAAAAUGCGUAACUUACCUUAUAAAGAGAUACCCAUUACGCAAAUGUUAAAAGAGAUUAUUGUUUCUUGCGGAGAAUAUUACUCAGAUUAUGAUAAUGAACGUUCAAAAAUAAUAAACCUUGAACGUAGAAAUAAAUUCCUUAGUACUCACAUUAGCGUGUUAAAAAACUCGAAUAAAGCACUCACUGAGGAACUGGUCUCCCUGCGAACACAGAACAUGAAACUAAAUUCUGAAAUUCAAACAAAUAAACUAAAUAGUUCGAAUGCAACGGGUGUACAAGACUUCGAUAAUCGCUCUGCAUUAUAUACUUUUGAUAGCAAGAAGAGCACGUUAUCAUCCGACGAUCAAAACUGUAAUGAUAAAUCUACAAAUCUUAAUUUUAAUUCGCAUUUAACAACAAUCAAAAAACUACUCUAUGAUCAAGAUGAUAUGUUAAAAUCUUUGAGGAAAAUUUCCGAAGAACUUACUCUUCAAGAACAUUAAUUGCAUAUUGAAUUGAAUAAAAGUUUUAAAAUUUUC